CGGUUAGAAAUAGCUUUGGGAGCUUGGUCGAUGGCUGAUGAGGCGGUUACUCAUUAUACCAGUCUUAUUGAGGAACACAGCAGGGGUUUCAAAUUCCUGGAGAAGAACUUUGGUGCCUGUGCAAGACCCCGGACUGGCUGGCAGGUCGACCCGUUCGGUCAUUCUAAAGAGGUUGCUGCUCUUUUUGCUCAAUUCGGUUACGAUGGUAUGAUGUUUGGUCGUCUCGACUUCCAGGAUAAAGACAAAAGAAUGAGAGAUAAGACGAUGGAAAUGUUAUGGCGGGCAAGCGAUAGUCUUGGCAGGAAGGCAAACCUGUUCACGUCGGCCAUGUUUAACAACUACAACUACCCCAAUGGACUUUGCUGGGAUGACUUCUGUCGACAGGAUCCUAUUGUGGAGCGUAAAGAUCUUCCAGAAUAUAACGCAAACCACUAUCUGCAGCUCUUUUAUAGUGCGGCAGAUGAACAGGCAGAUUCCUAUGCUACCAACCAUAUUAUUUUCACAAUGGGAGCCGACUUUCAGUACACGAACGCCGAGAGUUGGUUCACAAACCUGGACAAACUGAUUAAGAUCGUCAAUGAUCAGCAAGCGAGUGGAAGCAAGAUGAAUGCCCUCUACUCCACGCCAUCCUGUUACAUCUACAAUUUGAACAAAGUAAACAAAACAUGGACUGAGAAAACCGAUGAUUUCUUUCCUUACGCUCACAAACGUCAUGCUUUCUGGACAGGUUAUUACACCAGUCGGGCCGCGUUUAAACGUUAUGUCCGAGAGAGCAACAACAUGUUACAAGUGUGUAAACAGGCGAAUGUUUUAGCCAAGCUUGGACAGAGCGCGAAGGUAGAUGACCUUUGGAAAGAGUUCUCAAUUGUACAACAUCAUGAUGCCGUCACGGGCACAGCUAAACAAGAAGUGGACAGAGAUUAUCGUCGAAGACUUGCAUUUGGAAUAAAUAGCUGUCAGGUAGGUCCAUCAGGCGAAGUAACUCUUUCAAAAUAUCUUCGUAACGGUAGAGAACUCUUGAGAUUAUCUACUCUAAUAAUGCACUAUUGUUGUAACCAGCUGAAUAUAUCAUCUUGCUUUAUUACCGAAACAUCAGAUACCUUCUUCGUAGCAAUUUACAACCCCAGAGCACAAAGACGUACUCACUGGGUGAGGAUACCCAUAACACCAAUAAAGGCUUUUAAGGUGCUUGAUGCAAAGAACAACAAGAUACCUGUACAGAUUAUUCCGCUUUCACAUCAGACGAAACGGUUGCCAGAAAGAGAGACAUCCAUUGCAACGCAUGAACUCGUGUUCUUGGCCUCACUUCCAGCGCUUGGCUACAGCACUUACUUUGUACGACAGACGAAUAAAGACCUUAAUGACCUUCUACCAACGAAUAACACAUUCUCCAACAACGUCGUAGAAAACGAGUUUAUAAGACUGGAGUUUGACGAUAAUACUGGCGUCCCAUUGACAAUUACCAACAAAGUUAAAAAUAUUAAACGUCCGUUCACACAAAGUCUCAAGUACUAUCGUUCUUCAGUAGACUAUACACAACCGUCUGGAGCGUAUAUAUUCCGUCCCGAACAGCAGAAUCCGGAAACUUUUAAUCAUGCAAAGGGUUAUAUAUUAAGAAAUGAUGGAGUGAUCUACACCGAUGCAAACAGUCGUCAGAUGAUGUACAGGAAAAUCAACCAUCGCGAUACAUGGGAUUUCUCUAACUCGGAACCUGUUGCUGGUAAUUAUUACCCCAUCACAAGCAGAGCCUAUAUAAGGGCCACAAACGAAGACCUCCAGUUUACAGUGUUGACAGAUCGGUCCCAGGGUGGGGGAAGUAUUCAUAAUGGCAGCGUUGAGAUAAUGCUUCACCGUCGAACAACCAAAGACGAUAGACUUGGAGUUGGUGAACCACUAAAUGAGACUUCCGAUGGUUUAAUGGGAUUGAUUGUUCGAGGAAAACAUUGGCUGUUAUUUGAUGGAGUAGAAGAGUCGACACAUUUCCACAGACAAGAAGCCCUGGACAUCUACAAAGAGCCAAUUCUAUCAUUUGCCAAAAUAAACCGGAACAGACGAUCCAAAUUGAACCUUGAGAUGUCUGCUUUGAAAGUAUCCCUGCCACCCCAGAUCCAUUUGCUGACCCUUGAGGAAUACGACCAGAACAACAUCCUCAUUCGUCUCGAACACAUUUAUGAAAAGCACGAAGUGAACAGAGAGGUUACCGUCAAUAUACAGGACAUCUUGAAGGAUUUCACUAUAGUCAAAAUCAGAGAAAUGACUCUUGGAGCCAACAUGAAACUUGAGGAAAUUAAUCGUCUGAAAUGGAAAUCAGAAAACUCGGACAACACUGGAGAUGAAUAUGACGACCGCAUACCCAUUAGCGGUACCCUGGUCGUGUUGAAACCGAUGGAGAUUCGAACUCUAAUGGUUAAAGUGACGAAGCAGUGAUUCUAAUUCAAGAUUGCGCAGAAUAAUUUCUUACGGUGAAGGGAAUAUAAUUUUUACACAAUGUGUGAACCAAUAAGACGAAGUGAAGUUGGAGAGACAGAAUAGAGAGAGGAGGAAGGGGUAGAAGAAGAAGAAGAAGAAGAAGAAGAAGAAGAAGAAGAAGAAGAAGAAGGAGGAGGAGAGUGGUGAGUGAUGAGAGAGAAUGCCGAGGAGAAAGAAUGAGAAAAAGUGAGAGAGAGAGAGAGAGAGAGAGAGAGAGAGAGAGAGAGAGAGAGAGAGAGAGAGAGAGAGAGAGAGAGAGAGAGA
Octopus bimaculoides (California two-spot octopus) is the source of this 2733-nucleotide messenger RNA. Its product is annotated as lysosomal alpha-mannosidase. The record is from RefSeq and is a predicted model, not a curated record. Lineage: Eukaryota; Metazoa; Mollusca; Cephalopoda; Octopoda; Octopodidae. Gene Ontology annotation, molecular function: carbohydrate binding; alpha-mannosidase activity. Gene Ontology annotation, biological process: mannose metabolic process. Gene Ontology annotation, cellular component: lysosome.